AUGUCUCUAUACGGACACGAGCAGGAUGAGAAGCGGCGCAAUCAGAUGCUCGAGCAGACACCAGGCGUUCAGAUCUACCUGCAGCCCAUCGCUCCUCCAGCUGCUCUCGGACUGGCCGGGUUUGCCGGCAGCACUUGGAUCACAUCCAGCUAUAUUGCCAACUGGUGGGGAUCACCCGACUCACCCACCAUAUUCUUCCCAUUUGUGGGAAUCUUUGGCGGCCUGGCGCAAUUCAUCGCCGGCCUGCAGGGAUUCAAAGCUCGUGAUACUCUGGUGACUGUCAUCAAUACCAUGUGGGGGAGCUUCUGGAUUGCCAUUGGCAUACUGUACGCUUUUGUGGCUGCAGGUGCUCUGCCACCUCACUCAGUUCACACGCACUUUCCCGAACUCGCCAGCUGGUUCGUGGUCCUAUGUGUCUUUACGUGGUCCAGUGCCCUGGCGGCGACGGCGCGUGACGUGGUGCUGAGCGUGUGCCUCUUCUCGCUGGCCGUCGGCAGCACCAUCGCGUGCUGCCUCUUUGCCUACAAUGGCGGCACGUCCCCCGACUCGGGCUCGGGCGACGGCCUCAGCGGCGGCGUCACCCGCGGCAUCAAGGCCGCCAGCUACUUUUGGAUGCUCAGCGCCCUCUGCGCCUGGUGGCGCGUCACUGUUUAUCUGAUUGAGGAGGCCUAUGGUCCUGGACAUGCCAUUACCCGCUUCUUUGUCAUUGGCCGUACUCCGAUGGAGCGCCGGGCCCCGUUGAUCAUCCCCGGCCUGGGAGAACCUGGUGUCAAGCGUGGUGUGCCCAAGCCUACUCCUGUGUAG
Molecule: messenger RNA, 804 nt
Organism: Pestalotiopsis fici W106-1
Lineage: Eukaryota; Fungi; Ascomycota; Sordariomycetes; Amphisphaeriales; Sporocadaceae
Exons: 2
Coding region: 1-804 (267 amino acids)
Cellular component (GO): plasma membrane
Molecular function (GO): acetate transmembrane transporter activity
Source: RefSeq, a predicted model, not a curated record